Talaromyces stipitatus ATCC 10500 is the source of this 2203-nucleotide messenger RNA. RefSeq lists its product as uncharacterized. The transcript is spliced from 2 exons. Lineage: Eukaryota; Fungi; Ascomycota; Eurotiomycetes; Eurotiales; Trichocomaceae. The coding region runs from base 188 to 2203 and encodes 671 amino acids. The record is from RefSeq and is a predicted model, not a curated record.
CCUAGAAAAACACUCUUCAGGAUUGGCCUGGAAUAAACCGACCAAUCCGACAACUGCCUCUCAGCAACCUCCAACAACGAACCCAUACAACCUUCGAUCGCUUCAUAUUCCACGUUCUAUUCGACCGGGGGAGAGUUUUGAUGAAAGGCACUAUGUGCCAACUAGAGCCCAGAACCAAAUACAGCGCAUGAAGGAGCGGCAAGAGGAAUUCGGAUUACCUGCGCCAAUAACAUCAAAAACCGCUAUACAGAAAACUCGUCAAGACGCUGCGAAGAAGGCAAAUAGUCAUCGCAAGCGGCCAGCACCUUCAGGAAGGAAAUCUACUACGCGGUCUCCUUCCAAAACGCCAUCUGCAAAGCGAGUACGGUUCGAUAUAACGUCUUCGAGAGACGCUCCAGACAGUUCAGUGGAAACUACACCUCUCCGCGCACAAUCUAAUGCACCAAGGGAUGAGUCUAUUAUUGCAUCCCUGGAAGCAGAUACUAAUGAGGAAACCGAUGACAACGAAGAUAGCGUUAGUGAGGAUGAUGAUCUUCCCGUGGUAGUUCCAGGUAGACCUCCAGGUUGGAAUAUGGCCGAUUAUUUGAACGGUGAAUAUGAUGAAGAAGAGAAUCGCCUGCUGCGUGAUACGCCAUUAAGCGAGUCAACACCAUUCAAUUCACUGGAUAUCAAGAUAGCAGCGACAAACCUUUAUAACGCGAAGGAGGAUUUCAAAAAACUCAGCGCUAAACGACGUAUCAAGGUCGCCGAGCACGCUCUUCGUGAGGCCCGGGAGGAUAUUAGUAUUAUCAACACAUCUGAUAUCCAAGACGAAUUUAAUCAUGAAAUCGGCCAGCUCAUCAGUCAAACACUCCAUGAUAUGACUCAACGUUCAUUUGAUCUUGGUGUUGUAGAAGAUCAGUUCCAUGACCAGAUUGUCAAAUACACUGAUGACGAACCUUUUACAUUUGAAACUUGUACGGCAUUUGUAAAAUCAAUGUCUGGUCGUGGAAGACAAUUAAGCCAUCAAUUUGAUGAUUUUUCUAUUACCGAGACCCUCAAAGUUUUAGAUCUCAUUGAUAAUAAACGAGAGGCUCAUCCCGGUACAGCUUUAUGCGUUCUUUUUGAGAUCAAAGUGGCCUGCGAAGCACUUAUAUCAAAGAAAAAAAGGACAGCAAUAUCGACAGCUCAACAACCCCAGGAUCCAAUAUCUAUUCCAAGCUCGCCCCCUGUACUGCCGACACAAAUCCGUUCUACUCGUACCACUCAGUUAUUGGAAGAGGCUGCAAUCCGUGAAGCGAGACGAGACCGAAUAUUGACAGCUGGUGAUUUCCAACGUCAGUUGAUGCAGAAAUAUCAAUGCAACGAUAGAAACUGUACGAAUUAUAACAACUUUUGCUUCCCUGAUCCUAUGGACAAUACUCAGCACUAUAAUAUCCUCGCUACUCAGCAUGGGCUUUGGGCCAAUCGGAUAGCUUCAGGUGGUGCAACCAUCGAGAAUCCACCAGAUGAGUUAAAGCAGUAUUGGAUGAAAAAACAAGGUUCGAUAAACCGAGAUUCUCGACAACCUGUUAAAAAGAACAAUGCCCAGAUCAUGGAGCAAUUUAUGGAGAUGCAGACGAAGAUGUAUGAGCAACAAAUGCAGUAUAGAUUGAUGGAACAGAUGGAAGCAAUGCAGGAAAAACAGGAACAUCGUGACGAGGAGAAAGAGCGUCAUCAUUUACUGCGAGAACAGCGCGAUUUAUUAACACAAACACCUCAUCAAACGGCUUAUUUAUUGCCUCGAAGAUCAACAACAAGCCCUUCUUUGCUAUCAUUUAAAACUGAUAAAACUCCUGCACGAUUUGAGGCUAUUCCCGCUACACCAACACCACGCCCGAGGUCAUCUAGUUCGAUAGAUUCAAAUGAGGACGAAUAUGACACGCUUGCCAAAUUUUUCACCUGGAAAAUCAACUCAAUCAAGAAUCAAGAUAGGAAGAAGAAAUGGGAAGAUGCUCAAUCGACCAUAUUUGCAAAUGACUGGUCCAUACGAGAGUUGAGGCAAAUGGAAGACGAUAAAACCCCGGCAUAUCAACGUGCAAUAAAGGCAGGCAUCUCAGACGGUCUGGCGAGAGGCUUCAAGAGAGAGUUACGCCAGUAUAGGCAGUUCGUACGCCGUGUCCACGACGAACAUGCUGCAGCCAUGGCUCUAGGUGCGUUAGGAGGUGGAAAUUCGACUAUAUGA